Messenger RNA from Meloidogyne enterolobii, 487 nucleotides. The record is from the annotation of a GenBank genome assembly. Lineage: Eukaryota; Metazoa; Nematoda; Chromadorea; Rhabditida; Meloidogynidae.
AUGAAACAUACAAAGAAAAUGAUUAUGGUUCCUGAAAGCGAAUAUCUUACACUAUUAAGCAUGAUCAAAGGCGGAGAUUUUCUUCAAAAUGAAAAAGUACAGACAGACUCAAAAAUUAAACAGACUCUUAGUGAUCCAAAUUUAAGUGAAGAUGUCAAAGCCCAAAAAUAUAAAUUGUUAUAUAAGAAAAGGAGACAACUCAAACAUGAGUUAGAAAAUAGGCCUCAAAAGGUGAUAAUCGAUGAGGGUAAUGUAGCUAGAGCUUCAGAAAUUGCUCCUUACCUAAAGGAAACUGCAGCCCCUAAAGCACAGUUACAACCAGUACAAUCAAGUUCAGAAUAUCAAACAGAUUCAGAAUUUACAUCGACAAAACUAAUGAAAAGAAGAAAAACAACACCUUUUAAUGGAAUUAUUUCAAAGAGAUAUUCGAAAGAUUUAGAAAAUUAUGUCAAAGAUAAUGCUGAAAAAUUUAGAAUACAAUAGUAAU